This is a messenger RNA of Electrophorus electricus (electric eel), 5033 nucleotides long. RefSeq names its product mediator complex subunit 23 (gene med23). Gene Ontology annotation, cellular component: transcription regulator complex; mediator complex. Gene Ontology annotation, biological process: regulation of transcription by RNA polymerase II; positive regulation of gene expression. Lineage: Eukaryota; Metazoa; Chordata; Actinopteri; Gymnotiformes; Gymnotidae. The record is from RefSeq and is a predicted model, not a curated record.
CUUCCGGUGUAGGGGGCGGGUGACGACUGUUGCUGUAUGCUUGACACAAAUAGGGAUUUGAAAAAAUAAACACUCAAAUGCCAUUUUUUACAACACCGUUUCGAUUCGAAGCAUCAAGCCAUGGCGUUACCGAUGGAAACUCAGCUUCAGAGCAUAUUCGAGGAUGUGGUGAAAACGGAAGUCAUCGAGGAGGCGUUCGCUGGGAUGUUCAUGGACACGCCAGAAGAUGAAAGGACCAAACUGGUCAGCUGCCUGGGAGCCUUUCGGCAGUACUGGGGCACUCUUCCUCAGGAGUCCCAUGAGCAGUGUGUGCAGUGGACUGUGAGAUUCAUUCAUGGCCAACACAGUCCCAAACGCAUCUCCUUCCUCUACGACUGUUUGGCCGUGGCAGUGGAGACCAACCUGCUGCCCCCGAGGAUGGUGUGCCAGGCUCUGAUCAGCUCUGAGGCUCUGGAAUGGGAGUGCACGCAGCUCUGGGCUUUGACCUUCAGACUCAUCCGUAAGAUUAUUGGUGGAGUGGAUUACAAGGGUGUGAGAGACCUGCUGAAGGCCAUGCUGGACAAGGUGCAAACCAUCCCCCACCUGGUCAGUUCAGCCAUUGUCCAGCAUCUGCUGCCCGCACGAGAGGUGGUGGAGUACAUCCUGGACAGGAAUGCCUGUCUCCUGCCUGCCUACUUUGCUGUGAACGAAAUCCGGAAGCUCUACCCUGAGGGACAGCUAUCGCACUGGCUGUUGGGCAGUCUGAUCUCGGACUUUGUGGACAGCUUCCGUCCCACUGCCAGGCUCAACUCCAUCUGUGGUCGCUGUAGUCUCCUGCCUGUGGUGAAUAACUCUGGUGCCAUCUGUAACUCAUGGAAGCUAGAUCCUACAACCCUGCGUUUUCCUCUGAAGGGCAUGCUACCCUAUGAUAAGGACCUGUUCGAGCCCCAGACGGGCCUGCUGAGAUAUGUGCUGGAACAGCCCUACUCCAGAGACAUGGUCUGUAACAUGCUCGGCCUCAACAAACAGACCCUGAACAUUGCUCAGCACAAGCAGCGAUGUCCUGUGUUGGAGGAGCAACUGGUGGACCUGGUGGUGUACGCAAUGGAGCGCUCUGAGACAGAGGAGCAGUUUGAUGACGGCGGCACCAGCCAGUUGCUAUGGCAACACCUCUCCAGCCAGCUUAUCUUCUUCGUCCUCUUCCAGUUCGCCAGCUUCCCGCACAUGGUGCUCUCCCUGCAUCAGAAGCUGGCUGGGCGGGGUCUGAUUAAAGGGAGGGACCACCUGAUGUGGGUGCUGCUCCAGUUCAUUUCCGGAAGCAUCCAGAAGAACGCUCUUGCUGACUUCCUUCCCGUCAUGAAGCUGUUCGACUUGCUGUACCCAGAGAAAGAGUGUAUUCCGGUUCCGGAUAUCAACAAGCCGCAGUCCACUCACGCUUUCGCCAUGACCUGUAUCUGGAUCCACCUGAACCGUAAAGCUCAGAGCGACAACUCCAAACUGCAGAUCCCCAUUCCACACUCGCUCAAACUGCACCAUGAGUUCCUGCAGCAAAGCCUGCGGAGUAAGAGCCUGCCGAUGACGGACUACAAGAUUGCGCUGCUGUGCAACGCCUACUCCACGAACUCAGAGUGCUUCACCCUGCCCAUGGGCGUGCUGGUGGAGACCAUCUACGGCAACGGCACCGCCCGCAUCUCCCUGCCCGGCACCAACUGCAUGGCGUCGGGCUCCACCACUCCCCUCCCCAUGAACCUGCUCGACUCGCUCACCGUCCACGCCAAGAUGAGUCUGAUCCACAGUAUCGCCACGCGAGUCAUCAAAUUGGCCCAUGCCAAGUCCAGCAUCGCCCUGGCUCCCGCCCUGGUGGAGACCUACAGCCGCCUGCUGGUCUACAUGGAGAUCGAGUCUUUGGGCAUCAAAGGCUUUAUCAGUCAGCUCUUGCCCAACGUCUUCAAGUCUCAUGCUUGGGGCAUCCUGCACACCCUGCUGGAGAUGUUCAGCUACCGCAUGCACCACAUCCAGCCGCAUUACCGCGUGCAGCUACUCUCCCACCUCCACUCGCUCGCCGCCGUCCCUCAGACCAACCAGAACCAGCUGCACCUCUGUGUGGAGAGUACAGCUCUCAGGUUGAUCACGGCUCUGGGCAGUUCUGAGGUUCAGCCUCAGUUUACACGUUUCCUCAGUGACCCAAAGACCGUCUUGUCUGCGGAGUCUGAGGAGCUGAACAGGGCUCUCAUCCUCACCCUUGCCCGAGCUACGCACAUCACCGACUUCUUCACAGGUUCUGACUCCAUCCAGGGUACGUGGUGUAAAGACAUUCUGCAAACCAUCAUGAACUUCACGCCUCACAACUGGGCCUCGCACACGCUCAGCUGCUUCCCCGCACCCCUCCAGGCCUUCUUCAAGCAGAACAACGUGCCGCAGGAGAGCCGCUUCAACCUGAAGAAGAACGUGGAGGAGGAGUACAGGAAGUGGAAGUCCAUGACCAACGAGGGCGACAUCAUCACGCACUUCUCCAUGCAGGGCUCGCCGCCGCUCUUCCUCUGUCUGCUGUGGAAGAUGCUUCUGGAAACCGACCACAUCAACCAGAUCGGCUUCAGGGUGUUGGAGCGCAUCGGCGCGCGUGCUCUGGUGGCCCACGUGCGAACGUUUGCCGACUUCCUGGUAUACGAGUUCUCCACGUCGGCCGGCGGCCAGCAGCUCAACAAGUGUAUUGAGAUCCUCAACGACAUGGUGUGGAAGUACAACAUCGUCACACUGGACCGCCUCAUCCUCUGUUUGGCGAUGAGGAGUCACGAGGGCAACGAGGCCCAGGUGUGCUACUUCAUCAUCCAGCUCCUCCUCCUCAAGCCCAACGACUUCCGCAACCGCGUCAGCGACUUCGUGAAGGAGAACGCGCCGGAACACUGGCUGCAGAGCGACUGGCACAACAAGCACAUGAGCUACCACAAGAAGUACCCAGAGAAGCUGUACUUCGAGGGUCUAGCGGAGCAGGUCAGCCCCCCCAUGCAGCUGCAGCCCCAGUACCUCCCUAUCUACUUCGGCAACGUGUGCCUGCGCUUCCUGCCCGUCUUCGACAUCGUCAUCCACCGAUUCUUAGAGCUGCUGCCCGUCUCCAAGUCCCUGGAGACGCUGCUGGACCACCUGGGAGGGCUCUACAAGUUCCACGACCGGCCGGUGACGUACCUGUACAACACGCUGCACUACUACGAGCGGCACCUGCGCGAGCGCACCGGUCUGAAGCGCAAGCUGGUCCAUGCCAUCAUGAGCUCGCUGAAGGACAACCGCACGCCCGGCUGGUGCCUCAGCGACACCUACCUGAAGUUCGGCAUGAACCCGCGCGACGACAACGUCUGGGUGCCCGACGACACCUACUACUGCAAACUCAUUGGACGCCUGGUGGACACGAUGGCAGGCAAGUCCCCAGGCCCAUUCCCCAACUGCGACUGGCGCUUUAAUGAGUUCCCCAACCCGGCGGCUCACGCGCUGCACGUGACCUGCGUGGAGCUGAUGGCCCUCGCCGUUCCCGGCAAGGAAGUGGGCAACGCGUUGCUCAACGUCGUGCUCAAGAGGUCAGAGCUCGUCACCACGGAGACGUGCAGCGCUGCUCGUCAGCCUCUGGUCCCCAGGGACAACGUGACCGCCUGUAUGAAUGCCAUUGGUCUGGUCAUCACCGCCCUGCCGGAGCCCUACUGGAUCGUGCUGCACGACCGCCUGGUGAGCGUGAUCGGCAGCCCCGCGCUGACCUCGGAGACAGAGUGGGUGGGCUACCCCUUCCAGUUGCUGGACUUCACUGCGUGCCACCAGUCCUACUCGGAGAUGUACUGCGCCUACGUGCUGGCGCUGGCCCACGCCGUCUGGCACCACUCCAGCAUCGGACAGCUCUCGCUCAUCCCCAAGUUCCUGUCGGAGGUCCUGAAGCCGUUGGUGAAGACGGAAUUCCAGCUGCUGUACGUUUACCACCUGGUGGGUCCGUUCCUCCAACGCUUCCAGCAGGAGAGGACACGCUGUAUGCUAGAGAUCAGCGUGGCAUUCUAUGAAAUGCUCCAGGCGGUGGACCACCACAGUAAACACCUGGCCUACAUGGACCCCAUCUGUGACUUCCUCUACCACAUCAAGUAUAUGUUCACCGGGGACAGCGUCAAAGACCAGGUGGAAAGGAUUAUCUGCACCCUCAGACCGGCCAUGAAGCUCCGCCUUCGCUUCAUCACACACAUCAGCAAGAUGGAGCCGGUGGCCGCCGUUACCACGGUGACCUCCGCCUCCCAGCCGACCACGGUCUCCUCGCCUGCCCCUCAGGGUGGGGCUGGACCUCCUACCGUACCCCAGUGACCUCCUCCCCACCCACCCACCCCUGAAGUUAGCCCACCUCCCUCUCUGCUGGGUGAAGUUUGGGAGUGAGGAAGUGAAUUAAACAGGGGGCGGAGCCUCCGGCUCUUCUGAGAGGAGGCCGACGCCCAGCUCUGGCCACGUGGGCCUCGUCAGAAGCCCCUCGCCCUCCUAAAACGCACCGAAACAGCGCAGACCUCCGCCAGCAGAUGGUGGGCGCCCGCCACGUUCCAGAGCGGUUUUUCCAGACAUCUCACGCUAUAUCCGCUUAAGUGACGGACGCUGUGUGGGUUGUCGGGUUGGUUUGUUCUUUUUCAUAUAAGCUUGGACUCAUUCUCGCGAUUUAGCGAGGACGUUCCGCCAUACCGCGACUCAAUAACACCCCCGAAAAAAGGCAAAGAUCUCACGAGGAGCAGCGAUUGGCCGGUCCGUUGUGCAGAGCCGGGGCACUUACAGCCAGUCCUGUUGAGAGGACGGAUUGUUAAAGGUGUACGUACUCCAACAACGCCCGAGUCAUGUUUAGUGAAGGAAAUUUAUUACAUUAACGACGCCUUUAACUAUGAAGAUUUUUUUUAAAAAGCGGUUUUACAGAGACUGAAAGGCAAGCAGAAAUGAACGCGGGCGGAGAUAUUUUCUUUGUGCAGUGCUGAGCUGUCUGAAACUAUUUUGGAUUGUUUUUCUUUUCCUUUUUUUAAUAAACACAUUUGUAGUUUGGCUGUGAAAAGGUU